AGGGCAGGUGAGUACACGGCAUGACAGGUGUGACGAUGAUACAGUCGCUUCCAUGUUGUCCUACAUCGUGCCUUCCCCUUGUGAGCGGCUACUUCGUGCAAGUGAAUUAGUUUUGCCUCAACACUGCUUCUUGAUUCACUUCUCCAUCCAUCUUCUUCAGUCUCCAUUCACGGAUAUUGAGACCGACGAAGUCCAGUGCGCAAUUUCUCGUCCUCCAAUCUUUCUACUACCAGCUUCAAAAUUCAGGAUUCAAACAAUACAGGCUCAAGAUGCGGUCCAACAGGGCAAUCUUGUCUUCUUCCCACCUUACCGCUCCUUCCAUGGAUGAGAACCAACCGCCUCUCUCAGCCAAAAUCGAUCCUCUCGCAAUCGCCAAGUCCCUCUCUUGCUUUACCAAGGAAGAUGUUCAAGAUCUUCGAGCUAACUUGUCUGAAGCUGCCAAGGUAGCUGAGGAGAACGAUUACGAAUAUGAAGAAGGCAUCAGACGGUGGUCCAAGGUUGCAGAGAGACGCGCUAGCCUAGUCGUUUUCCCGAAAACUCCUGAAGAUGUUUCCAAGGCUGUACUGUUCAGUGUUAAGCACAGACUUGAUUUGGCAGUUUGUGGUGGUGGACAUGGUACGAGUGGCUCCUCGUCAACCUUCGGUGGACUGUGCAUCAAUCUUUCGGGCAUGAGACGCGUGUCCGUCGAUGUGGAGAAGAAGACAGUCACUGCGGAGGGUGGAGCUUUGUGGAAAGACGUUGAUAUCUCGGCUGGUCGUAUGGGACUUGCUUGUGUCGGAGGUACUGUCAACCAUACGGGAGUCGGUGGACUGACUUUGGGUGGCGGAUACAGCUACCUCACACCUGCUCAUGGACUAACUAUCGACAAUCUUUUAUCUGUUGAAUUCGUUCUGGCAGAUGGAAAUAUUGUCACUGCAUCUCAAACACAGAAUCCGGAUCUCUUCUGGGCUGCGAGAGGUGCUGGAACCUCAUUUGGAGUUGCAACCAAGUUUGUUUACAAAGCCCACGACCAACCUAAGAAUAUCUGGGCAGCCAAAGUCAUAUUUGAUGACAUAUCAGCAUUCGGUCCGGUCAUCGAGUUUGCAAACAGCUUGAUUGAAAGGGGAGAUAAGAAAAGCUGGAUGUUUGUCGGUUCUGGUCAUAUGCCACCGAGUGAAGACAAGGCCUCGAUCCUUUGCGUUUGCUUCUACAACGCGGACAACAUGGAUGAGGCAAUGUCGGUCUUCGGGCCUUUGCUCAAGCUGGACCAUCAAGACUACAGCAAGAUUUGCCUAAUGCCCUAUUACGAGAUGAACGCUUUUGUAAACGAUGGUCUCGAGCAUGGUCGUAGACGAUCCAUGAAAGGCUGUGCGUUUAUUCCGUCUCCUACAACUUCCCGAGAUGUGGCAUGGGAUGCUUUCAAACCUCUCAAACAGUUCGUCCGAACCUGUCCAGAUGCAAAGCACUCCUUUGUUCUUCUCGAGUUUAUCCCUUACGGUAAGAUUUGCGAGGUUGAGCAGACCGCCACAGCCUUUGCCAAUCGUGGCGCUUAUUCCAACCUGCUCUACAUCAUGAGCUGGGACAGUCCAGACAAUGAUAAGCAAGUCAGAGAGUUCGCCCGGGAACAAGUCUUACUUGCUAGAAGAAGGUUUGAAGAUGACAAGGCUAAGUUGAAGAGAGAAGGAAACAUUGAUCUAUUAACGGCGUCGUCAGUAGGAGAAUACUUCAAUCACGAAGGUACUCAGAGUGAUGGCAAGUCUGUCUUUGGACCGAAUUAUGAGCGUUUGGUGGAGUUGAAGAAGAGAUAUGAUCCAGCAAAUCUAUUUUGCAAGGGACCAAAGCUACUUCGUAGUGCUCAUAAUGGAGGAUCGAACUCUAUUGCUUGAGACGGAGUCAUGUAUAU
Mollisia scopiformis is the source of this 1882-nucleotide messenger RNA. Its product is annotated as FAD-binding domain-containing protein. The transcript has 3 exons. Gene Ontology annotation, molecular function: oxidoreductase activity; FAD binding. The record is from RefSeq and is a predicted model, not a curated record. Bases 270 to 1865 code for a protein of 531 amino acids. Lineage: Eukaryota; Fungi; Ascomycota; Leotiomycetes; Helotiales; Mollisiaceae.